Messenger RNA from Microstroma glucosiphilum, 1167 nucleotides. RefSeq lists its product as hypothetical. Gene Ontology annotation, cellular component: nucleus; mitochondrial inner membrane. Bases 1 to 1167 code for a protein of 388 amino acids. The transcript has 4 exons. Lineage: Eukaryota; Fungi; Basidiomycota; Exobasidiomycetes; Microstromatales; Microstromataceae. The record is from RefSeq and is a predicted model, not a curated record. Gene Ontology annotation, molecular function: nucleic acid binding; metal ion binding; single-stranded DNA endonuclease activity. Gene Ontology annotation, biological process: apoptotic DNA fragmentation.
AUGGCGCCUUCGCCCCUCUUCUCCAUCUCCCUACUGGCUGCGGGAGCAGUGGUCGGAGCUGGUACUGCUGCUUUACUCUCUAGUCGUCCUCGUAGGGACGCAGUGCCGGAGAGCAAGGCGCCAGCGCCACCCCUCCCUUCGCAGCAAGCACCACUGCCUUCAAGCUCAUCCAACACAUUUGAGACGGACCUCGUAGACAGGAGACUGCUUGCUGUCGCAGCGAGGCAGGCUGGAGGCGCCAUCGAGAGCUCAGGAUACCCUGGGCCAGUGUCAGAUCUUCUUGUGCAUACAGCCUACAUCUCUGCCUACGACAGGAGGCUGAAACACCCAGUAUGGGUUACUGAAUCCCUCCUGAAGCUUCCCCUCGCCAAUGGCCAGAAGCCCUCGAAAGCGGACCGCUCCUUCUCCGUCUUCAUGGAGGAUGAGAGGAUCCCAGAGAAGUUCAGGGCAAAGAUGUCCGACUACUUCAAGUCUGGCUACGACCGAGGCCACAUGGUUGCUGCAGCAGACGCAAAGUUCUCGCAGCAGGCAAUGAAUGAGACUUUCUUCCUGACCAAUAUCGCUCCCCAGGUCGGCGAGGGCUUCAAUAGAGACUACUGGGCGCACACGGAAGACUUUGUGCGGCGCUUGACCGACAAGUUUGCAGACGUGUAUGUCUUCACUGUGCCUCUGUAUCUGCCGAAGCAGGACUUGGACGGCAAGUGGAAGGUAUCCUACGAAGUCAUCGGCAACCCUCCUUCUGUAUCUGUCCCGACGCACUUCGCCAAGGUUGUUCUCGGCGUAGGUCGUCCGUCCGCGGGCAGCAAUCAAGGCCUCCUCCCUUCCUCUACCUCAAGCAGUACGCCUAAACCUCCAGCUCUCACUCCACGAGGUCUUGCCGGCAACCUGCUGCAAGAAAAGUGGAUCGGUCUCGGCGCGUUUGUCAUCCCCAACACGCCCGUCCCCAAUGAGGUACCCCUCAAGAACUUUGUCGUGCCAGUAGACGCAGUCGAGCGCGCUGCCGGCUUGUCCCUGUUCCCAGAGCCGGUCAAGGGGGUUGCGAAGCAGCUCUGUUCACUCGUAGACUGCAGCAUCAUCGUCAGGGAUUUUUCAGAUGCGAACAAGCGGAUGAAGAGAAGCAACAGUGCACCUGCGGGACUCAGUCUCCCUCCCGCAUCGAAAAGCUAG